Saprolegnia diclina VS20 is the source of this 600-nucleotide messenger RNA. RefSeq lists its product as hypothetical. The record is from RefSeq and is a predicted model, not a curated record. NCBI's taxonomy places the organism in Eukaryota, Oomycota, Saprolegniomycetes, Saprolegniales, Saprolegniaceae. The annotation marks the transcript as partial. The transcript has a single exon.
CAUGCGCGCACCGUCGUCCACGAGCUGUCGCUUCAACGGCUGCACCCAGCGCGCCUUGCCGGUCCUCGGCAAGUGCGAGUUUCACCGCCAUCGUCUCGUGUGCCACAUUGACGGCUGCAACAACAUUGUCUACGCGCGCCAGCUUUGCGUGCGCCACGGCGGCAAGUUGCAGUGCGCCCAAGACGACUGCAGUGCGAACGCCCGCAUCGACGGCUACUGCUCGCGGCACGCGCUUCCUACCGCCAAGCGCGCGUGCUCGGAGCCCCACUGCCGGAACCUCGCCCACUCUCGGUCCAAGUGCGUCCGGCACGGCGGCGCACGGCGUUGCGGAGAAGAGCUUUGCGUAAGCUUGGCACGAACGGGUGGCUUUUGCCGCCGCCACAAUCCAUCCAAGGUGUCGCUACGCGCAAGCCCCGUCCAAGUCGAUAUGGCGGCCAGCGAUGACCUGCAGGAGCUCGACAACAAGAUUUUGCAGUGCCUACUGAUCGACUCCCCGCGGAUCGAGCCGAUGACACCACCACUUAGUGCAUUGGAAAUGGAAGUCUACGAUUUGUAAUCGAGCGCGAGACAACUAAUAUCUCAUAUGAAUAUCACUGUGCA